Messenger RNA from Solanum dulcamara, 1811 nucleotides. Its product is annotated as shikimate O-hydroxycinnamoyltransferase-like. Bases 159 to 1448 code for a protein of 429 amino acids. The record is from RefSeq and is a predicted model, not a curated record. Gene Ontology annotation, molecular function: acyltransferase activity, transferring groups other than amino-acyl groups. NCBI's taxonomy places the organism in Eukaryota, Viridiplantae, Streptophyta, Magnoliopsida, Solanales, Solanaceae. The transcript is spliced from 2 exons.
UUCUUGUACCACAACAGUCUUUAGCCCCUCCUUCCUUCUCUCUUUAGCUCUUUCUUUCUUUCACAUUGUACACAUAAACAAAAUAUAUUUUUUUAAACACCCUUUUCUCUCCUUAACCUAAAUUUGUUCUUUUUUUUUUGAAGAACAAAAAAAAAAUCAUGAAAAUUAGUAUCAAAGCAUCAACACUUGUGAAGCCAUCAAAGCCAACACCAACAAAAAGACUUUGGAGUUCUAAUUUGGAUUUAAUUGUUGGAAGAAUACAUCUUUUGACAGUUUAUUUUUAUAAACCAAAUGGAUCUUCAAAUUUCUUUGAUAAUAAAAUACUGAAAGAAGCUUUAAGCAAUGUUUUAGUUUCAUUUUAUCCAAUGGCUGGUAGAUUAGCUAGGGAUGAACAAGGAAGAAUUGAAGUUAAUUGUAAUGAUGAAGGUGUUUUAUUUGUUGAAGCUGAAAGUGAUUCAUAUGUUGAUGAUUUUGGUGAUUUUACACCAAGUAUGGAACUUAGGAAACUCAUUCCUAGUGUUGAAACUAAUGGAGAUAUCUCAACUUUCCCACUCGUCAUAUUUCAGGUUACUCAUUUCAAGUGUGGGGGAGUUGCUCUUGGUGGUGGAGUAUUCCACACGUUAUCCGAUGGUCUCUCAUCCCUCCACUUCAUCAACACGUGGUCGGACAUAGCCCGUGGCCUCUCCGUUGCCAUCCCGCCGUUCAUCGACCGAACGCUCCUCCGUGCACGGGACCCACCAACAUCUUCUUUUGAGCAUGUCGAGUACCAUUCUCCUCCUACCCUCAACUCAUCAAAAAACCAUGUGUCUAUAGGCCCAAAGCCUAGUACCACGGCCAUGUUGAAAUUCUCAAGUGAACAACUCGGGCUACUCAAGUCCAAGUCAAAACAUGAGGGUAGCACUUAUGAAAUCCUCGCGGCCCAUAUCUGGCGAUGCACAUGUAAGGCACGUGGAUUGUCAGACGAUCAAUUGACCAAAUUACAUGUGGCCACUGACGGUAGGUCAAGGCUUUGCCCUCCGUUGCCACCUGGUUACCUAGGAAAUGUGGUGUUCACGGCCACACCAAUGGCUAAAUCAUCUGAGCUUCAAUCAGAGCCGUUGACGAAUUCCGCCAAGAGAAUUCACAACGAAUUGUCGAAAAUGGACGACAAUUACCUAAGAUCAGCACUCGAUUACCUGGAAUUACAACCUGAUUUAUCGACCCUGAUCAGAGGGCCAACUUACUUUGCUAGCCCUAAUCUUAAUAUUAAUAGUUGGACUAGGUUGCCUGUCCAUGACUCUGAUUUUGGAUGGGGUAGGCCAAUUCAUAUGGGACCAGCUUGCAUUUUAUAUGAAGGGACAGUCUAUAUUAUACCAAGUCCAAACACUAAGGAUAGGAACUUGCGUUUGGCUGUUUGUUUAGAUGCUGCACACAUGCCACUAUUUGAAAAGUAUUUGUAUGAAUUUUGAGAUAUUUUUUUCCUUUUGGAAAAAAAAAUCAAGAAACCAACAUGGUAGAUAAAACAUCAGUUAAUAACGUGUUUGUUGUUUUAUGGGAUGCUUAUCGCAUGUCAAUGUCUGAGAAUUAUCACAUGUUCUAUUGACAUGCCAAUGUUUGAGAAUUUACUUUUAUGAAUUAUUGAGAGGUUGAAAAAUCAAGAAUGUUCAACACAAUAGGUCUUGGUGUGAUCAAAUUGUGGUUUGAUUUAGUAUAAGGCACUUUGUAACUUGUUCUCUAGUGUAUGAGGAUAAGUCUUUUUCUUCCCAUUUCAAAUUCUUUGUAAUGAAUUUGAUUGUGUAUUUGCUAAUGUCUAAUUAAGCUUAAUUACUCCA